Molecule: messenger RNA, 3887 nt
Organism: Coregonus clupeaformis (lake whitefish)
Lineage: Eukaryota; Metazoa; Chordata; Actinopteri; Salmoniformes; Salmonidae
Product: phospholipid phosphatase 1
Exons: 7
Coding region: 175-1167 (330 amino acids)
Biological process (GO): phospholipid metabolic process; signal transduction; phospholipid dephosphorylation
Molecular function (GO): phosphatidate phosphatase activity
Source: RefSeq, a predicted model, not a curated record
UCGAGCAUCGUGCGACUGCUGUCGUUUUCCCCUUGCAAGCACACGAUAGGCUCUUCACCUGAGCCCACCGCCCUACCAUUAUCACAACUGGAGGCCUGCCUGUGUUAUUUCCGGAGCAUCGUACCGGACGGGCCAGAAGAUUAUCAGCGUAUUUCGCUGAAGAAUCCGUUUAUUAUGAAGUUGGGCUGUGCCAAUUUUAAAGGCCAGGCAUGUUCGACCAAUAGGCUGUCUCUCAUCUCGCCGAAAGAAAGCCGACAGCAGCCGAACGCUCGGGAGUUUACGGAUUUGUCAAAGACAGAAGUCCUGAGACGCAACAUGUUUAAGACUGGCAGAACCCCACUCGUCCUUCUCGACGUUACCUGCCUUAUCCUCGUUGGACUUCCCUUUGCGAUCCUCACCCCUCAGCACAAUCCCUUCAAAAGGGGUUUCUUCUGUAAUGAUGAGUCCAUCAGAUACCCCCUGAAAGAGGACACCAUAUCCUAUCAGUUACUGGGGGGAGUCAUGAUUCCUUUCACACUGAUUGUGGUGGUCAGUGGUGAGUGCUUUGGCGUCUAUAUGACUCGUCUCAAGACCAAAUCAUCCUUGGGGACUAACUACGUGGCGUGCGUUUAUAAAGCAGUGGCCAGCUUCCUAUUCGGGGCUGCUGCUAGCCAAUCACUGACGGACAUUGCCAAGUACUCGAUUGGUCGACUGCGGCCCCACUUCCUGGCUGUGUGUAAGCCUGUGUGGGACCGCAUCAACUGCAAGGCCGGAGGCUACAUCGAGAACUUCACCUGUACCGGGGACAAGAACAUGGUGGAUGAGGCCAGGCUUUCCUUCUUUUCUGGUCACUCAUCUUUCUCUAUGUACUGUAUGCUGUUCCUUGCACUGUACAUCCAGGCCAGACUGCAGACAGAGUGGGCCAGGCUCCUCAGACCCACCAUCCAGUUCUUCCUGAUCGCAGCGUCCGUCUAUGUGGGGCUGUCGCGCGUCUCCGACUACAAACACCACUGGAGUGACGUACUUACUGGCCUCCUGCAGGGGGCGAUAGUCGCAAUACUCACGGUGUUCUAUGCAUCUGACUUCUUCAAGAGGCCUGUUGAUCCAGUAGAGAUACAAGAGGAGACAUCCCAAACCAGUCUCCAGGACAACCCAGAUAAUGAGAACCACUAUGGAAGCACAGACUGAAGCUCUGGCCACAAUCUUGCCAAUCGCAGAGCCAAUGAUCUUGCAAAGGCUUUAGCUCAGUGAGAUAACACUGACUUCUUUGGUUGGGUGUGUUGAGCUAAUGAUCCGUGGAUUGGGUUUCUGGUCUUUGUGUGCAGUUACGCUGUGAGGUCUGAAUUUGUUGGAGCUGUUGUGUUUGAAGCUUUUGUUUGAAAUGAAUGAAAUCUCAGUUGUUACAGUAAGCAGAGUGUCCAUGUGUGCAGCCUGGCCAAUAAUAAGUCUUACACCUGUGAACGUAAUAUUGCCAAGGACUGACUGUCCCAAAGCUUAAAUGAAAGCCAGGAGCCUUUCGGAAAUCUGAAAUGACGUACUAUGUACUGUAUAUAUUUUUUUUAUAUUGCCUUAGCCAGAUUGUUGCUGCUACUUGCUCAAAGCUCCCUGCAAAGUCCUAACAAAUGUGUCCAAGACUGUAUCUGUGAUCUGAGAUAUUCAGAAAACAAAAGGCUAGUUAUAAAGAAAGAUGGCAUUCCAUUUGUACGAGGAAAAGUGCUGUGUCUGAGACACAUUUUGUAAACUGUAGAAAUAUGUGCAUUGUUUUUGUGAGAUCAUGAGAGACAGAAACUACCCAUACAGAAAGGCCAAACCCAUACCUGUCAAAUAGCCUGGGAAGGAUGCUUUUGUUAUUUAUUCAACCUUUAAUUAACCAGGAUGUCCCAUUGACAUAAAGGGUGUCUUUUUGAAAUGAGAGUUAAGUGGGGCCUCCGAGCCGCAGAGGCCCAGGACACAAGGCAGGGUGAGGUCUAAACGCAAGGAACAUAUUCCUAAUGACUCCUCAAAAGCCACAAUACAGACUAGAGGCAUAGGCUACUCACCACAAGUCUGGAAAUAUUUGUGUUCUGUCUCACUCUCAGUUGUUCAACCCUUUUCCCAAUGUGGGUGGGUCCUCACCUGUCAGCCACACACAUAUAAACUAUGGGCAUGCAAAUGAAAACAAAAUCACAUUAAAAUCAAACACAUUCUUAUGUAACUUGCACCAUAAUUCACCUUAGUUCUAUAACUAACAACUGCUGUCGGUGCUUAGUUGCUGUCCGGUAAAAACGUAUUUUACGUAAAUUACCGCUCAAGCAGUGAGGUACUACCAUUUUUACUAUCUGUGUAAGCUAUAGGCUUUCAGUAUGGCCUGCUCUCUGCAACUAUUACCUGUAGAGUACUCAGAGAAGGACAUUAUAACAUGGAUUGGAUACCAGCAUGAUCCCCUGCUAGGGAUCUGUUUUAACAAUGUCUUAAUGCCAUGUCUAAUUACAGAGCGUUAUAAGGUUGAGGAAUUUCUCCUUUUGGUCUCUCCUUUACCCCGUACAUGACUUUCAAGUCCCAUUACUAGGGCCAGGAGUUUUUCCUGAUCCUGGGAUCUGACCAGGAAAUUAUAGGACAUAAUGGUGGCCCAGAUUUUCUCCAUUGUGAUUUUGGUCCGAAAAGAGAUCACUUCUAUGUUGUGUGAAAGUAGGAGCCGUUUGCUACCUUCCAGCCUACCAGACAUGUUCUAUUCCUCUGUGAAUCAAUAUCUGAUGUUUUAAAGGACAGCCUCUCUCACGAAGGUAGAGCUUUAUACUAAAGAUGAAUGGGUGACCUAUCCAGAGAAUGACAAUUUACAAAGAGAUGAUUUUCAUAAUAUUGAAAGGACAUUAUUUAAAAAAUCUGAUUCAAUGUUGUCAUGAGACUACAAAGGUAAACAUACUGCAUGUAAAAUCUAAGAUAUUGAAUAGACGGAAACGUCAUGUUCAUCGUGUGAUGUUCAUGUGAAAUGAUCACAUGACAAAUACAUUUAUGUUCAUGUUACUUUUGCAUUUGGAAACCGACUAUAAAAGCUGGUAUAGUUUAGUUGAUUUAAUAAAGGGUCAAAACAGCUGAUCUCAUGCCUCAGCGCAUGCCUGAGAAAGAUCUUUAGGAUAAAAUACUACACUAUAUCUCUACUAGAUGAACCAGUUAAGUUUUAAGUGUUCCAUAUAUUACAUGGUAUAACAUAUUUAUUACAUGGUUAAGAAAGUAUGCGUGAAAUGUGUAAAGUGGUAUAAAUCUGCUGUUUUUAAUACCAUAAACACAAGGCUGCAGUCUGUCUGGACUAAUUGAAAUUCCAGGUGCGGGGUACUAAAUGCAAAGAAACAUUGCAUGUAUAGAUUCAUGUUUUUUUUUAACCAGUACAUUUCUACUGACUUUUUGGAGGGAAAUGUUGGACUCACUCAUGGUAAAAUUGUGAUGAGUUUUUUUUAUAUAUAUAUACACACAGCAUCACCUAAAUACGAAAUGCAACUAUGUCUGACACCUGGAUGCCUAUUUUGUUUUUUUCCUUUAUCACACGUUGUUCUGACCCAGAUAAUAGUGGUACACACGGCUGGGAACGAGACUAUUUUGACCCAGACAAUAGUCCUCUUUGACAGAAGCCCCAUUCAAACUGUCACAUGUUGCUCUCUUCCUCUUGCCAAGCAAUGAGUGAUGCUUUGGGUGAUGCACACUACAACAGAAAUGUUCAAAUGAAUCAACUAGGGAAAUUCUCUAAAAUACACUGUUUAGAACAGUUUUAAAUAAAUUUAAAAAACUACCAGACAUUUCUCAUGUUUGUUAUAUAGAUGAUAUUGCCUACACUCCUGAAGUAAAGUCAACCAGAAGAUCAACUACAUGUUGAUACAACAGUAGCUAAGAUGGGGAGAAGUCUGUCCACAAUAAAGCUCGGCUCUGCCUUCUUA